CAUGCUUACUCUUGCGAUAUUAAAUCAUCUGUAAUACUUCGUAAUAAUACAUCACCAGCAGUUUACAGAGGCUUGAAGUUCUGCUACUCGAAUCCAGGUCGUACUCUCAUCUCCUGGACUGCUGCGGUGAUUACUCACGUCAGCAACUACCCUAUUUCUGCAUUUACUGUGGCAUACAAUAUCUCGUGAACAACCGUGACGCAUUCUCAGCAUGGCCAUCGAGACUCCCUUGGUUCAAAGGCCUUUUUCCUGUUUGGUUCACCUCUCUGGAAUUCCACUGGAUAUAAUCCUCCAACAUCUCGAUCUUACAUCCUUCGUCAACUUACGUCUUACCUCACGCCAGCUAUCCACUAACACCAUCCGCUCUCGUUUCUUCAGGUCGGCCAAGACCGAUCUAUCAUUGAAAAGCCUGCGCUCUCUCCAAGAUAGAGUUUCUCACCCUCAGCUGGGGCAUCUGCUCAGAGAGCUGACUAUUGUUGCAACGCUAUUUGAUUCUCAACCAGCCGAAGCCACUGUGCAAACUAGAAAGAAAUGGUCUGGAUUUAACAGGGACGAUUUGUGGCGUGACACAGAGAAUUAUCGGCAACGUGUUGAAAAUCUGCGCGAGAGAAACCUGGAUUGUACCAACGAGGAAGUUCAAGAGGCGAAGGAAGAUCUUGAUUGGGUACAGACAAGAAUCCAACAAGACACAAACACAGGAGUCAGUCAAGUCAUUGACUUACUGUCCGGUAUUUUUGGAACUGCUCCCAAUCUUCGAAUCAUCGACCUAGAUGCCUGUAUUAUCGCAGAUCGUACCACUAAUUGUCGCCCUGCUAAACAUUAUAAAUGGUAUCGAUCCGCUCACCAGGACUCAAGCUGGCCCUCAAUCUGGACCGCAGCAUCGCAAACCUUCCGCAUCGUCACCUCAGCCAUCUCCCGCAGCAGAAUUGAGCUUGAAAAGUUCCAGAUCUUCCCCCACACGCCGCUAUGCAGUGUGCAGCUCAGACAUGUUGAAGAUCAUUUGAGAACACUGGACUCGGAUGGUUUCGCAACUGCUUGCAAAAACAUCAAGUCUUUUGGGCUGAGCUUCUCAACGCGUAUGCUCAUCGAAGGAGCACCGCCUGGCCAGGGAGAGUGUCUUUUUCGUCAUGCUUUCGCAGCGAAGCGUUCAUACAGGCUUAAUCAACAUCUUGAGUCUGACGCAGAAGAUUUCACUGGCGCAGCAACAAUUCUCAAAUACAUGCCCAAUAUCACGUCAUUGGAUCUUCAUCUUCACCAUCUAGAUCAUCUUGUUCUUCCAAAAUACACCAAAGUUUUCUCUCAUAUUAGCCAGAACAUCAAACUUAGUCAUCUAAGAGAGCUUUCUCUGCGCGGUCUUCCUCUACGACCAGAUGACCUUAUCGUCUUCUUAAAAAACCAUCCUACUAUUGCAAAGCUGUUUCUUGAUGGCAUACUCCUAGUGGGUGGAUCAUGGUCACCUGUCUUUUCAUGCAUCGAGGCUAUGCCUGCCUUGGACAGUCUUCGGCUCAGCUCCCUUAGCACGGAACAUCACCAUAUAACGAAUCUCGAUCCAGUAGAGCGUACUUUUGAAGUCGACCUGCAAGAUAGAGAGAAAUGGGUUACUUGCGGUGACGGACAUAUCCUGUAUUCACGGGAUAUGUACAAAGAGGAGAUUAGACAAGGUCUUAAUUUUAGACCUCAGCCCGGACCUCGUAAUAUCUGGAAGGAUGAUACGUUGGCGUACUAUGACCGUAUUCAGUAUGAGUUUGGGCCUCCUUCGCUUAUAUGGGAAUGGGAACCAUUGACUGAGAAUAUGUAGAUGCGUUGUUGAUUCAUUAUGGCGGGGCCAAUAGAAACCCAUUCAGGUGGGAAAGACUUACCCUAAAUAGAAACUGCAAUGAUAUAUUACUUGAGUAGGACUGGGAGUAAGUUAUAUAAAAGGAAUGGUGAUGAGCUUAAAAUCGUGAGAUAAUUAUUACCUUGAGUAAAAAUGUUCUCUGGAAUUGCUACGAAGUGAGGCGUUGAAGUGAAGUCAUGAUCAGCGCCUGUUGAACUGUCAUUAGACAUUUUAAGGAUGAAAUGCCGAACCUGCUUUGAGACCGCGAUGUAAUUAAUGCUUUCUCAUCGGCGAAGCCUGAAAGAUACAAAGUCAUGGUAGAUUCUCAAGGGCCAAUCUAUAAUCUUGAACUUGGGUACUACUGAAGCAUC
Messenger RNA from Fusarium redolens, 2187 nucleotides. RefSeq lists its product as uncharacterized. The transcript has a single exon. NCBI's taxonomy places the organism in Eukaryota, Fungi, Ascomycota, Sordariomycetes, Hypocreales, Nectriaceae. The record is from RefSeq and is a predicted model, not a curated record. Bases 212 to 1798 code for a protein of 528 amino acids.